AGCCUCCGCCGCUCCCCGCAUCCCUCUCCGGCCGCGGCGGCUGCAGCCCUGCCGAGCCCCGCCGAGUCCCGUCCCGGCGGGGUGACAGCCCGGCCGCCCCGCAGCGCUGCGCAGAUACUGCUUGUGGCUCUGCGUUGGAAAAGACUCCACCUUAUUAGAGGAGAGGAUCUGUGAAGUUUAUUGGUGCAACCAUCCUUGCAUUUUUCAAAGAUACAAACUUGGAAUAGUUAUUAUGAACAAAAGGACAAGCAGGAACUCACCAUCCAAGGUAUUUUUAGCUCUCUGAAUGCUGGCAUCGCAAGGCAUAAUUCCUUUUGAGAUAAUCACUGAACAGAAGAUAACCAUGUGGCUCUUCAUCUAUUAUCUCGUUACACCCAGUUUCAUAUUCUGCCUGUCAGAGGAAGGAAACAAAGGUUAUGGACCUGUUUUUGAGGAGCAACCUAUUGAUACCAUCUAUCCAGAAGAAUCUUCAGAUGGACAAGUUUCAAUGAACUGCAGGGCUCGAGCAAUUCCUUUUCCUACUUACAGGUGGAAACUCAACAACUGGGAUAUUGAUUUAACAAAGGAGCGCUACAGUAUGGUGGGAGGCAGACUUGUUAUCAAUAAUCCAGAGAAAUCAAGGGAUGCUGGAAAAUAUGUCUGUGUAGUAUCGAAUAUCUUUGGAACUGUCAGAAGCAGUGAAGCCACUCUAAGUUUUGGAUAUCUGGAUCCUUUUCCACCUGAAGAACGUUAUGAGGUUAAAGUGCGAGAAGGUGUUGGAGCAGUACUUCUUUGUGAACCCCCUUACCACUACCCAGAUGACCUCAGUUAUCGCUGGCUUCUAAAUGAGUUCCCAGUAUUUAUUACUUUGGACAAACGACGAUUUGUGUCACAGACGAAUGGCAAUCUCUACAUUGCAAAUGUAGAAGCAUCAGAUAAAGGCAAUUAUUCAUGUUUUGUGUCCAGCCCUUCAAUAACGAAGAGUGUAUUCAGUAAAUUUAUUCCACUUAUUCCACAGUCCGAUCGUGCAAAAGUAUAUCCUGCUGAUAUCAAGGUGAAAUUCAAGGACACGUAUGCUCUCUUGGGGCAAAAUGUGACCCUGGAGUGUUUUGCUCUUGGGAAUCCGGUUCCUGAACUCAGAUGGAGUAAAUAUCUUGAACCCAUGCCAGCCACCGCUGAGAUAAGCAUGUCUGGUGCAGUUCUUAAGAUCUUCAAUAUUCAAUAUGAAGAUGAAGGACUUUAUGAGUGUGAAGCUGAAAACUAUAAAGGAAAAGACAAACAUCAAGCAAGAAUUUAUGUACAAGCCUCUCCUGAGUGGGUAGAACAUAUCAAUGACACAGAGAAGGAUAUAGGCAGUGACCUAUAUUGGCCUUGUGUUGCUACAGGCAAGCCUAUUCCAACAAUCAGAUGGUUGAAGAAUGGUGUCUCGUUCCGGAAAGGUGAACUAAGACUUCAAAGUCUGACCUUUGACGAUGCCGGCAUGUACCAAUGUAUAGCAGAAAACACGCAUGGAAUUAUUUAUGCAAAUGCUGAACUGAAGAUUGUGGCUUCACCUCCCACUUUUGAACUGAACCCUAUGAAGAAGAAAAUCCUAGCAGCUAAAGGAGGCCGUGUAAUCAUUGAAUGCAAGCCUAAAGCUGCUCCUAAGCCAAAGUUCUCCUGGAGCAAAGGAACAGAAUUGCUCGUAAAUGGGAGUCGCAUACGUAUCUGGGAUGAUGGAAGCCUGGAAAUUAUCAAUAUCACAAAGCUGGAUGAAGGUCGCUACACCUGUUUUGCAGAAAAUAACCGAGGAAAAGCUAAUAGCACUGGUGUUCUAGAAAUGACAGAAGCUACAAGGAUUACUUUAGCUCCAUUGAAUGUUGACGUCACCGUUGGAGAGAAUGCUACCAUGCAAUGCAUUGCAUCCCAUGAUCCCACAUUAGACCUAACAUUUAUAUGGUCUCUAAAUGGCUUUGUAAUAGAUUUUGAAAAAGAGCACGAACAUUAUGAAAGGAACGUUAUGAUUAAAUCCAAUGGUGAGCUGCUCAUUAAAAAUGUUCAGCUGCGGCAUGCUGGGAGGUACACGUGCACCGCUCAGACAAUUGUGGACAACUCCUCGGCUUCAGCUGACCUUGUGGUAAGAGGUCCUCCAGGCCCUCCAGGAGGUAUAAGAGUAGAAGAAAUUAGAGACACUGCUGUAGCACUUACUUGGAGUCGUGGAACAGACAAUCAUAGCCCUAUUUCUAAAUACACUAUCCAGUCAAAAACCUUUCUAUCUGAAGAGUGGAAAGAUGCCAAAACAGAACCAUCAGAUAUCGAAGGAAAUAUGGAAUCUGCUAGAGUGAUUGAUUUAAUUCCAUGGAUGGAAUAUGAGUUCCGGAUAAUAGCAACAAACACUUUGGGGACGGGAGAACCUAGUAUGCCAUCACAGAGAAUUAGAACUGAAGGCGCUCCUCCUAAUGUGGCUCCUUCUGAUGUUGGAGGAGGGGGUGGAAGCAAUCGAGAGCUGACAAUAACAUGGAUGCCUUUGUCAAGAGAAUACCACUAUGGCAAUAACUUUGGUUAUAUAGUGGCUUUCAAGCCAUUUGGUGAGAAAGAAUGGAGAAGAGUUACAGUUACUAAUCCUGAAAUUGGCCGAUAUGUCCACAAGGAUGAGUCAAUGCCACCUUCAACCCAGUAUCAAGUAAAAGUGAAAGCUUUUAACAACAAAGGGGAUGGACCAUUCAGUCUCACUGCUGUCAUUUAUUCAGCACAAGAUGCUCCAACUGAAAUACCUACAGAUGUGAGCAUAAAAGUUUUGUCAUCUUCUGAAAUGUCUGUUUCUUGGCACCAUGUUUCUGAUAAAUCUGUGGAAGGAUAUCAGAUUCGUUACUGGGCUGCUCAUGAUAAAGAAGCAGCUGCACAGCGGGUACAAGUGAGCAAUCAAGAAUAUUCAACCAAACUGGAAAACCUGAAGCCUAAUACUCGCUACUACGUAGAUGUUUCUGCCUUCAAUAGCGCAGGCUAUGGACCUCCCAGUAGAACCAUUGAUACUGUUACCCGGAAAGCACCUCCAAGCCAGCGUCCAAGAAUUAUCAGUUCUGUAAGAUCUGGUUCAAGGUACAUCAUCACCUGGGAUCAUGUGAAGGCAAAGUCAAAUGAGUCUGCAGUUGAAGGAUACAAAGUACUUUAUAGACCAGAUGGACAACAUGAAGGCAAGUUGUUUUCAACUGGAAAGCACACAAUAGAGGUCCCAGUCCCCAGUGAUGGUGAAUAUGUUGUUGAGGUCCGAGCACACAGUGAAGGAGGAGAUGGAGAAGUAGCUCAAAUAAAAAUUUCAGGUGCCACUGCUGGAGUACCAACUCUGCUCCUGGUCCUGGUGGUGCCUACCCUGGGGGUUCUCGCCUGCUUGGGAUUCUGAAUGUAGCUGGAUUUACCUUGUCCUCCACGUAACACAAAGGACUCCCUUUGAAGAUGAGGACCACGACUCUUUUUUGAUUCCUGUGGCACCAUCCUAAGCCAAAUAAAUUACACUUUAAAAUAAAUUACCCUACCGAUUUCCUAUGAACUUUAAGAGGACUGAGGCAUCCAGGAACUCCUUCAUGAAGUAAAUCAACUUUUGAAAGGCUAAGAAAUAUUUUUAACUUGUUCCAAUAUGCCUUAUAAAACACUUAUGCUGAUCUGUGACAGUUGCAUGAUUCGGUCCAAUGGGGCAAGUUACAGUGUUAAAACCCAAUAACAUAGGCUGUACAGUGAAAGUAAAAUCACCAUACGUAGGUGCUUUAACUUGAAUAACAAAUCGUGAAAUAUAAUAGAGAUUGAAAUGUUGAUUGUAUGUGAUAAAUGUAAGAGUACUACGUCUGUCUGUACUAUCCUAUAUGUUUUGUGUACUGCAUAUUUUUGAAUGGCCCCAUCAUCAUUUAUUGGGAUUACUGUUUUUUAGAGAGACAGUCAAAGCAAAAACAUUUCAUUUUUUUAGAGCUGUAUUUCUUGAGGCUAUUGGAUAGAAUUUGAAGGACUUGAAAUAAAAGUCGGUGACAAGGAUUUCUUUAUUUUAAAGAUGUUCAGAACACCUGACACAUGCACGCUCAGCAUAAGGGAGUUUACCUGUACUUCACUGACCCAAAAUCUGCCAUAUUCUUUUCUUAAAACAAUUCUGUUGAAAAAUUCUGUUACGGUCGCUGUUGCUGAUUUUAGGAGUGAGAGGUCAGCUUUCAGGGAAGCAAUGUAAUGUACUGGUUUUGAUUUAGUAUUAUUACUGUUAUUAUUUUUAAGGUAGCAAUAUAACACUUAGGAGUUUGGAGAUGUAGUCCACAUUAAGAUCAGCCAAAUGGACCGUGAAAUGGUAGGAAACAUAUGUUAUUUUUUAAAAUGAAAGGAUUUAAAAUAUUAAAAAAAGAAAAAGAUGUACAAUAAAUGGCAAAAACAGAGUAGCACAGUAAAAAAAAUAUUAUAUUUACAUUUUUAUGCUGCAGAUGCCAGGUGUUACCUUCUUGUAGUGAAGGUGAACAUUUGGGAGAAUUAUAUGCUUUUUCAAGGACUUAAUAUUAUUCUAAUGUUCAUAGUGUUGUAAAUAAGAGUUUUAAAGUUCUGAGACUGUCUCCCUAUUUGAUAGAGUAAUGAAUGAUCCAACUGUGUGUUAAUACAUGGAAGUCAGAUCCCAACUGUUAGUUGAAUCUAAAUGUUUACUAUGGCCUUUGCAAAAUGGGAACUCUAUUAGAGAUAGAGAAUGUUUUUGUUCUGACUGUGUCUAGAGUGUUUAAGUGUUUGGGGGUUUUGUUGGUUUGUUUGGGUUUUUUUAAGUUGUUAAAGAAAUGCACAUUCCUUUCAUUUUCCAUGUUGUGCUGGGAAUUAGUUUGAGUGUGAAUGUUGAAGAAACACAGUGUUAUUGAAUCAGCUGGCUCAAGUAAUAGUGCAAUGUCUGAUGCUUCAAGAAUUAUAAGCUUUGAAUCAUAUUUUAUUAGCACAACCUUGCUAGCUACUUAGAAAUAGAUUUUAUCUUUUUAGAACUGAUACUGUAGAGGUCCGUAAUAAUAAUAUUUACAUGAAGCAAGAAUAGGUGUAUUAAUAAUUUACACCCCCUCUUUUAUUUGUAUAAUUUUGUACUAUAUAUUUACAUGUAAAAGUGUAGAGUCUUCAUUAAGAAAUAUCAAUAAUACUGUUUUACUUUAAUUUCAAGUAUUUGUUACAAGAUGAAAAUUUUUUAAAUAGGUGAAAGUGAUAACUUCCCUAUAGAGGAAUGUCAGUGUGUCAAACACUACUGAGUUUCACAAAUUGUAUAAUUAUUUCAAAGAGAAAUGAGCUGUCUUCAUACAUAAGAACCUAAUAUGCUGUAAGUCUUCUGUAAAAAGAAAUUGUGGUCUAUUGUGUUUCAUUUCGUUUGGUUCUUUUGCAGUAUGACUCAUUUUUAUAUAAUCUACAACAACAACUAAAUCUUUUGCCAAAUGCAUGAUUGCCUUUUACUUUUCUAACACAUGCUGUAAAAAGCAAAACUGUUUAGUUUGUGCAUGGAAUUUACCUGGGAAGGAAAGCCACUUCCUUUUUUAGAUCUAUGCCACAGAUGAGGUAGGUCUCACAUACUGAUCGGCUAGUUGGAGAUUUUUCUGUAUCACAUAAUUGUGCAAAUUUGACUGGGACCUUCAGUUUCAAAUUGUUGUCAAGAAAAACUAACUAAUGUAUCAUCUGCUUUAAAACGCAAGGUUCUUAAUUAAAGUUUAUAUAGAUAGACAUAUUUGUUGUUUCUUUAUAUUUCAGGAAACUUGAUAUUACUAUUAUUUGAUACUGAUGAAUAUUGAACUGGUUUUUUAGUUACUUUUUAUCUUUUUUUUUUUUUUCAAAUGAGUAGAGCAGGACUGUGCUUUGUCCUUUUUAAGAAUGAAAAGUAAAUUACAAUUAAAUAAAUGUAUUAAUGUUACUCAAAAUAUAACAACUGUCUUUUUAAUUUGAACUUUCUGAUUUCAUAACAGGGAUGUGGUCUUCUGUGACAGUAAAGGUGUGGAUGGUAUGAGGUCUUCUGUGCCCCUGCCCUGCCUUCUUGUGAGUUUUGCUGGAGUCAAGGAGCUUUUGUCAUAUAAGGAUGGCUGUUUUGCUUUCAUUAUAGGUGGUAUAGGUAGAAAGAUUUUUCUAAUGUCAGUGACAGAGAGUAUCCUGAGACCUCUUCAGAAUUUUUGGAAGCAAGAGUUGACCAAGCAGAGUAUUUUUUUCAGGUCAUAUUUUUUGUUACAGUGGAUAUAUUAUAAAGACAGAUGGCUGAGAUGGCAAAACUUCGUACUGAUUAAAUGCUUUGUGUGAUCACAAUAAUUUCGAGAGGUGAUAUAAAGUGUAACUUUCUGAGAUACUGCCUGCCUUUGAGGGGUCAGGCCUUAAAACACACAAGAUGUGGUGUAUAAGAAGUUGGUGAAGCUGAUGGUCAUCUCACAGAACUUGAUUCCAUUUCAGAGAUACCAAAUGAGAAGAGUUAGUAAGAGAAUGUGUUCCUCAUGCCCUGCACUUAAAAGACUGUCCAGUCAAGCAGAGCAGGGCUCAGACCGCGGAGGAGGAGAUUGUUGCUACUUUGAUUAGGUAUGUAUUUUAUUUACAUCUUGGUCUCUAGGAGAAAUAAGGGUUUGAGUCUCUGUCUGCCAGUUCUCUGCUAACGAUUUCAGACCUAUUGGGUGAUGGCAGACAAACUCAGCAGCUCUCAUACUGAAGAAAAUCAUAGUCUGAGAAAAAAGUAGAUAUUUGAAAUAGGAAUUUGAAUUGAAGACAGCUGCAGCUUGGUCACUGGUCUUACCUGUUCGGUUUGGCCUGCCAGAUGCCCAGCCAGCAAACACCUCAAAAACAGGUACACCUCGCCUUGCUCCUGCCUCACCCAGGGGCUGGACAGCACGAGUAGCAGCUGGGAGGAGGCCUCAGCACAUGAUGUUGCAGGAUGUGGAAGCUGGGAUUGUCACCGAGACAGAGCAAGGAGGGGAAGAAUGGGGCCUAGAACAUAAACCCAUAAGAAAAAACAUUUGUUAAUUCCACUUUUCAAAGAAAAACUUGUUUUUCUUUGCGAGACUUCUUUGUUUCCAGACUUCAAAGCCUCUAGCUACAGAAGAUGAUAAAAAAUAUGCCUUUAAAUAAUAAUUAUCUGGCUGAAGACCAAAUCUUACAGACUUGAUCUGCCUUAGCAUUGCAUUAAGCUACACUUCCUGUUGGAAUUAAAAUUAAAAUAACAGACAUCAGUUAAUACCCAAAUACAUUCCAGUAAAGGUCUUGAAAUAUGUUCAAAUGCUAUUGUUUGGAGAUUUUGUUUAUUUAAAUGUAUCACAGAAAUAUCUGUCUUUCAGUUUAUGACAGCACAAUGUGGGCUAAGUAUGUUCCUUUGGCAACAGUACAAAUUUCUGUAAUUUCUAGCACUUGUGUACACUCCCAUCUUUGCGUGUGUCGUCCAGCAGAGUCUUUUCCCAAUGUUGGGACAUAAGCACUAUGUGCGAAUCACCUGCGUUCCGUGCAGAGCGGUGAGGUCUUGCGGAGGAAUAUUGCCCCUCUCCAUUUCUUCUAGAGAUGAUCAACUUUUCUUUAAGUUUUCACCACUAGUUCCUUUUGUUUUGUCAUUUUAACAUUAUUUGUAUUUCCAAAACCAGAAGAAUGGACAUAAAGCACAAAAGUC
Cuculus canorus (common cuckoo) is the source of this 7570-nucleotide messenger RNA. RefSeq names its product contactin 1 (gene CNTN1). Lineage: Eukaryota; Metazoa; Chordata; Aves; Cuculiformes; Cuculidae. Gene Ontology annotation, biological process: brain development; cell-cell adhesion. Gene Ontology annotation, molecular function: cell-cell adhesion mediator activity. Bases 287 to 3358 code for a protein of 1023 amino acids. The transcript is spliced from 25 exons. The record is from RefSeq and is a predicted model, not a curated record.